AUGCUGCCGUUCUUUACCGAGCAGUUUGGCAACUCGGCCAGCAAGCACGCGUUCGGCUGGGAGGCCGAGGCGGCGGUGCACCAGGCGCGCAAGAACGUCGGCAGCCUGAUCGGCGCGGCUCCGAAGGAGAUCGUCUUCACCAGCGGAGCGACGGAGUCGGACAACCUGGCCAUCAAGGGAGUCGCCGAGCUCUAUGGGGACCGGAAAGACCACAUCAUCACGUGCGCGGCCGAACACAAGGCGGUUCUCGACUGCUGCAAGUUCCUGGAGCACCACGGCUAUCGAGUCACCUACCUGCCCGUGGACGCCCACGGCACCGUGGACCUCGACAAGCUGCGGGCCGCCAUCGACGACAAGACGCUGCUCAUCUCCAUCAUGGCGGCCAACAACGAGGUCGGGAAGAUGCCCAUCGACGUGGCGGCGUGCGGGAUUCACCUGCUCUCGAUGACCGCUCACAAGCUUCACGGCCCCAAGGGCGUCGGGGCGCUCUACGUGAGCGCGAGAAAGCCGCCGGUGCGGUUGAGCCCCACCAUCCACGGCGGCGGCCACGAGGGUGGCAUGCGGUCGGGCACCCUGAACGUUCCCGGCAUCGUGGGGUUCGGCAAGGCCUGCGAGCUGGCGCGGACCGACAUGGCUACCGAGUUGCCCCAUAUCACCAGCCUGCGCGACCGGCUCGAAACCAGCCUCUUCGAGCGGCUCGACGAGCUCCACCUGAACGGGCACCCCACCGAGCGUCUGUGCGGCAACCUGAACGUGGCCUUCGGAUACGUGGAAGGCGAGUCGCUGAUCAUGGGCCUCAACGACGUCGCGGUCUCCUCCGGCUCCACCUGCACCUCCGCGGCGCUGGAGCCCUCCCACGUGCUCAAGGCGAUGGGCGUCCGGGGAAGAUCUCGCCCACGGCUCCAUCCGCUUCGGCCUGGGUCGAUUCAAUACCGAGGAAGAGGGGCGCUGACGGCGUACAGGAAAAACAAGAUGGCGACAGCGGUUCAAAUAACGGAACAGGCAGCCAACCGGAUCAAGGAGCUGCUCGGUCAGGACGAGCGGGAGCUUACCGGUCUGCGCCUCAAGGUCGUGGGCGGCGGCUGUUCCGGGUUGCAGUACAAGAUGGAUCUCGACAACCCGAAGCCCACGACCGCGUGUUUCGAGGAAGAGGGCGCCAAGGUGAUCGUCGACCUGAAAAGCCUGCUCUACCUGGGAGGGACCGAGCUCGACUACAGGGAAACCCUCAUGGAGGCGGCCUUCGUAUUUCAGAACCCCAACGUGAAGCGCAGUUGCGGCUGCGGCGCCUCGUUCGUGGUCUGA
Geodia barretti is the source of this 1302-nucleotide messenger RNA. The record is from the annotation of a GenBank genome assembly. Lineage: Eukaryota; Metazoa; Porifera; Demospongiae; Tetractinellida; Geodiidae.